UCUCUAGUUUUAAGGUGUUAAUACUUAUAUAUACUGUUUAUAUAUAUAUAUAUUGAACCAUUUACAUGGUUCUUUGAUGAUAGUGUCUCCAUUUCAUUAUUAUAGUAGUCUUGGUUAGAAAGUGGCUAUAGAAUUUAAUGAUGUGAUAUAUUAGUAAUAUUUAACAUUAUAAUUUUUUGUCUAGUUACUUGAAAUCUCUAAAUUGCAAAUUACAAAGAAAUAUAAACAUUGGUUAAGAUUUAAAGGGGAUCUAGUCUUGAUGUGUCUUCCUUUUGGACAUUAUGAACUUACUCAUGUAUAAAGAUCCCACAGAUAUCUUUGAAGUGUUGAUUGUCAAUAAGUCAAAACUGAUUAGCAUCAUCCUAACUAUUCAAUAGACAAAAUGAAAAUUAUAAAUACUCUUUACUUGUAAAUUAUUAAGUACAGUGCUAUCUCAGUUUUUGUCGAUAAUCUGUGUGAAAACAAUCAGAGAAAUCUGAAACCGACAAAAACCGAGGCAAUUAUUUCCAUAUAAAUUAAUGUAAAUCCAAGAAAUUCAUUCUAGACACUCCAAAAUACAUACCAAAACACAUUUUAUAGAGAAUAUUGUAUUUAAUACUAAAAACAAUAAGAAAAUAAUAUAAAACAAAUAUAAAAACUAAUUUAAGGAAUAAAUAAACAUUUAACAAAGUAUUUAACAUGGCAUUCACAGGGCUGCUGGCUCUGGAAACUUUCUUUUGACCCACGAUGGAGCUAAAAGGAAAGGAAAGCAAUGGAAUUGUUUGGCUAGACGCACAGGGUAAUUUUCACACAAUGAGAAACACCACCACACUGAGCAGGAAAACAUGUGGAAUGCCCUGUUUUCACAAAAUUAGCAGGAGGUCAUGUGGACAUGCCAACAAAAACUAAGAUAAAGUUUAACGAAAAAACCAAGACUACUGAUGAGAUAUUAGCCUUGUUGGAUGAGUAUGAAAGUGAUGAAGAAGCUAUUUUAUUAUACCAUAUGACAAAAGCUAUACCUGUGACAAAAGCAAGAAUGAAUUUAAAUGAAAUGACAGAUUCUGAUUGCUUGUUGUAUUUUCGAUUUUCAAGAGAUGAUUUGUUUCACCUCCAUUCUGCUUUACGCCUUCCAUCUGUAAUUAUUUGUAAAAAUGGAUCACGCUCACUUGGAAUUGAUGCAUUGUGUAUUUUUUUACGAAGAUUAGUUUAUCCUAAUAGACUUGAUGAUAUUUCUGUUUUGUUGGGGAGAACAAAAAGUGAACUUUCACGAUUUGUACAUGAAAUACUAAAUAUCAUUUAUAAUAGCCAUUCCAAAUUGUUAUCGAAUAUCGACGAAAUAAAACUAACAAGAGAAAAAUUAAAAUUAUUUAGCCAAGUAAUAACAGCAAAAGAUGCUCCUUUGACAAAUUGUUGGGGAUUCAUACAUGGAACGGAACAUCCUAUUUGUCGACCAAAAAAACAUCAAAGGGUGGUAUUCAGUGACCGUAAACGUACACAUUGUUUGAAAUUUCAAUCAGUGGUUACACCUGACGGUAUGAUUGCUAAUUUAUUUGGACCAUUAGAAGGAAGACGUCAUGACAGUGGAAUGUUAAGAGAAUCUAAUUUGUUAGAGCAUUUGGCCGAGCUGCCUUGUUCCGAGAGCGGGACCCAAUUUGUUUUAUAUGGAGUUUCUGGUUAUCCUUUGCGUCAACACCUCAUUACACCAUUCCGAGGCGCUAGUUUAACACCCGAGCAACAAGAAUUUAAUUCAAGGAUGAGUUCAGUAAGAGAGUGUGUGGAAUGGGUAUUUGGCAAAAUAGUUCAAACAUUUCCUUUUCUAGAUUUAAAAAAAAAUUGUAAAUUGUUUCUUCAGCCUGUUGGUAAACUUUAUAUAGUUGGUGCACUACUUACAAACUGUCACACUUGCUUAUAUGGUAGUGCAACAUCAGAUUAUUUUAAUUGUUUACCCCCCAAAUUGGACAAAUACUUAGAAUGUAAUCAAUAAAUAAUGAUUUUUGUUUUUUCAAUUUUAUUUUCAAUUUUCAAGUUAGGGAUGCCAUCGCCGCAUCCUCCAUUUUAUUACGCUUUUUGUACAUAGAACUAGAUUCUCCAACAUCAGUAGUGACAUCCUGCAUUGUUGAUUCAAAUUUAUUGAAAAUUAUUCAAAAUUACCAACAGCGCCAAAAGCAAAAGCAGACAAUAAAAUUAUUCAAAUUUAUUAAAAGCGCUGCCCACAUUGAAAUUCAAAAGAUGCUUGUUGGGAUUCCGGAAGUGCAGUCAUGACGGUGCACAUAGGGUAGGUUCUAUAUCUGGGCCCGUCUACUACCCAAAAGUUAAUACCUUAUCAUAAUACUGGUAGGAGUAAAUUUGUGCUUUUAAGGCAUCUAUCAUCCACAGCGUAAUACGUUUGUAAAUUUUUAGAUAUAUUUUUCCAAGUAGCUUUCGGAGUUUCAUCUGCAUACGGAUUUACAGCCACUACCUCCCUCAACAAAAUAUGUGAGAACAGGAAAAACGCAUUGGAAUUGUUCUACUGUAUCUUACGGUAGGAGAUACGACGCUAACUAAAGUCAAAAAUAAAUAUUUAGUGUUAUUAAACAUCCUAUAA
Molecule: messenger RNA, 2563 nt
Organism: Centruroides sculpturatus (bark scorpion)
Lineage: Eukaryota; Metazoa; Arthropoda; Arachnida; Scorpiones; Buthidae
Product: protein ALP1-like
Exons: 3
Coding region: 872-1963 (363 amino acids)
Source: RefSeq, a predicted model, not a curated record